This is a messenger RNA of Zingiber officinale, 2574 nucleotides long. Its product is annotated as pentatricopeptide repeat-containing protein CRP1, chloroplastic-like. Gene Ontology annotation, molecular function: protein binding. The record is from RefSeq and is a predicted model, not a curated record. Lineage: Eukaryota; Viridiplantae; Streptophyta; Magnoliopsida; Zingiberales; Zingiberaceae. The transcript has 5 exons. Bases 33 to 2117 code for a protein of 694 amino acids.
UUAAAAAUCACACCUUUACGUCGGCCACCACUAUGCUCCUCGCACCUCCUCCUCCUCCUCUGCCGCCGCCGCCGCCGCCGCUUGCCGCCGGCCGCUUUCUAUAUCCCCGACUCCGUCCACACCUUCACUUCUCUUCUCAUGCCUCCAUCUCCCACGCUGCCUCCGCCUCAACCUCGGUCGCCGCAUCUUACGAGUCAAUUCUCGCCUCCCUCGACUCCCGCCGCUACGACUUCUCUCCGCUUCUUGAAUUUCUCUCGUCCUCUUCUGCCUCUGCGCCCGUAUCCGGAGGCUCAGCCCAUGAGGAAUCCCCUCCGAUCAGCCUCGACCCCCUGGAGCUCCGACUCGCUGAGACUUACCGCGCAGUCCCUGCCUUCCAGUGGCACGCUCUCCUCAAGAACCUCGCCGUUUCGACCGACACCCUCCCCUCGGCCGCUGCGCUUGUCACUUGGCUCGAGCGACACCGCCUCUGCUUCUCCUCGGACCUCCUGUAUUCCAUCCUUAUCCACGCCCUAGGCCGCCACCGCUGCCUUGACCUCGCCCUCCAGUUCUCCAGUUCCGCCGUGCCGUCGCCUCUAACGCUCAAUGCUCUGAUUUCCGCCUCUGCCCUUAAUGGACGGCCCGGCCAAGCCCUCCAAUUGCUCUCCCUCCUCCGCCAACAUGGCUUCCUUUCGGAUCACCCAAACUACACUCUCAUCCUUCAGUCUCUCCUACGCUCUCCGGACCCGCCGGACCCCACCCUCAUCGAGAACCUUCUAUUCGAUCUUCUAUCCACUUCUCUCGAGCCUGAUGCGCGUCUCCUAUCGGACUUUGUGACUGCAUUUGCUCACGCUGGUGACCCCGAUCGAUCUCUUUCAUUGCUUGCUGCCACCCAAUCUCAGGGACUUACCCCGAAAUCAUCAGCCAUUGUCGCUCUCCUCUCCGCUCUUGGGGCCAAUGGCCGAGUUCCAGAGGCGGAAGCUGUGUUCUUGGAAUUCUACUCAUCUGGGCUUAAGCCUAGCACCCGUGCCUACAAUGCCCUGCUGAAAGGUUAUGUAAAGAUUGGAGCUUUGAAGGAUGCGGAGCUAAUUUUUCAAGAUAUGGAACAUUGCGGGGUUUCUCCAAAUGAAGCCACGUACAGCCUCCUGAUCGAUGCAUAUAUGAGUGCUGGUCGUUGGGAGAGUGCUAAGAUCUUGAUCAAGGAGAUGGAAGAAAAUGAUGUUCAACCCAAUUCAUACGUGUUCAGUCGGAUUCUUGCGAGCCUUCGGGAUAAAGGGGACUGGCAGAAGUCAUUUGCCAUUUUAAAGGAGAUGAGAAGUAAUGGAAUCCAUCCUGACCGUCAUUUCUACAAUGUAAUGAUUGACACUUUUGGCAAGUAUAAUUGCCUCCAUCAUGCAAUGGAUGCUUUUGAUAAAAUGAGGUUAGAUGGGAUCAAACCAGAUGAAAUUACAUGGAACACAUUGAUUGAUGCACAUUGCAAAGCUGGAAGGCAUGAUAAGGCAAUCUUUCUUUUUGAAAAGAUGCAGGAGAGUGGGAGUGGGUGCUCACCUUGCACAACAACCUACAACAUCAUGCUUAAUUCAUUGGGCGAGCAGGGAAGGUGGGAGGAGUUAAAGGAAAUGUUUGAGGUGAUGAAAAAACAAGGGUUGUUGCCUAAUGUGGUGACAUACACUACACUUGUAGAUGCAUAUGGAAAGUCAGGGAGGUUUAAAGAGGCAAUCGAGUGCUUGGAGGCCAUGAAAGCUGGUGGAAUGAAGCCAUCUCCUACUAUGUAUAAUGCAUUAGUGAAUGCCUAUGCACAGAGGGGUCUAUCUGAACAAGCUAUGAAUGCAUUCAAGGUCAUGAGAGCAGAUGGCAUAAGACCUAGUGUUCUAGUCCUUAACUCAUUAAUCAAUGCAUUUGGUGAGGACCGAAGAGUUAAUGAAGCUUUCGCUGUGCUGGAAUUCAUGAAGGAAAGUGAUUUGAAGCCAGAUGUUGUGACAUAUACAACUCUCAUGAAGACUUUGAUCCGUGUUGAGAAGUUUGAUAUGGUUCCAUCUGUCUAUGAAGAAAUGAUUUCUUCUGGGUGCAUCCCUGAUAGAAAAGCUAGAGCAAUGCUGCGGUCAGCUCUACGUUACAUGAAACAAAUUUACAUGCAGUAGAAUGUUCAGCACAUGCAAUCUAGUUGACAAUUCACAUGGGCCCAAUUGCAGGUUAUCCCCUUAAGUUAUCUUGAAGGUUUUUUUUUUUUGAUAUGGGAAACUCUACUGCAAGACUGUGGAACCUACUGUAACGAUUCUUGCUUGAGCAGCAAGGCUGACUGUAAUACUUGAAUGAGACAUUUUUUUUCAUAAUUCUGGCACCACAACAGAACAACCAAAGAAGCACAGAUUUGGAAGGUUAGUUUCAUGAAACAACCUGACUAGUGUACAAUGUGUAUACGUUCCCACGCAUUUGCCAAUUUAUGAACAUCACACUAACAUAUUUUGAAUACAGUAUUCAUUUUGUUGAGCUGUUCAAGAGUGAGCAUUUUCUGAUCUUGCUCAUCUGUCUGUAAAACAUGGAUAUGUGUAAAUUGGUUUCUCUGUAAAAAUAAAUUUGACUCAAUUGAUUGUGUAA